Lingula anatina is the source of this 1514-nucleotide messenger RNA. RefSeq names its product solute carrier family 23 member 2. Gene Ontology annotation, molecular function: transmembrane transporter activity. Gene Ontology annotation, biological process: transmembrane transport. Gene Ontology annotation, cellular component: membrane. The record is from RefSeq and is a predicted model, not a curated record. NCBI's taxonomy places the organism in Eukaryota, Metazoa, Brachiopoda, Lingulata, Lingulida, Lingulidae.
UCGGCCACGACAGUACAUGUACAACCACUGCCGCAGAAAUAAAGAUGCCGGAUCACAUUCGCUCGGACACUGACACUGCCGAAGGACAGGAACAAAAUGUCCUUAUUUCACUGCCUGCAACAAAACCAGAGGUCCCUGAAGAGUGCGGCAAGACAGAAGGAAAUGAGGAAAGGCUGCUAUACCCCAUCAGGUCCGUGCCCGCCAUUCCAACUACAUUGAUUUUUGCACUGCAGCAAAGUGUAAUGUGCAUCACGAGCAGCGUUUCCGUCCCUCUGAUCGUUGUUAAGCUCAUCUGUGCCGAGGACAACCAAGAGGUGCGGACGGAACUGUUCAGCGCAACAAUAUUUGCUUGUGGGGUUGCAACACUGCUACAGUGUAGCGUUGGAGUUAGACUUCCAAUCAUCCAAGGCAGUAGUUUUUCAUUCAUAGCACCGUUAAUAGCCAUGCUUACAAUUGAGGGAACGAAAUUUGACGAUGAAAAUAUCAUAAAAGAUGCCAGCAGUGCGUAUUUCAACAUCACACCUAAUGGCACCGACGCAAUGGACAGGGAGGCCAUUUGGCAGGGAAAGCUUAACGAAGUCCAGGGGAGUCUUAUGGUUGCCUCCCUCGUUCAAGUGAUCUUAGGUGGUACGGGAGCGAUCGGCGUUCUAAUGAACUACAUAGGACCUCUCACUAUUGCGCCUACCGUAGCCAUGAUUGGACUGUCGGUAUUUGAUAUGUGCGCGGAUUAUGGAUCUGUCCACUGGGGGAUAUGGAUACUAUCCCUUGCUGUAGGGUUUAUUUGCGCUGUUUACAUGAGGAAGGUCAAAGUACCGUUUUUAUGGUGGAAUAGAGAAAGUGGCUGCCACAAAACUAGUUGCCAGAUAUUUGUCCUGAUACCGGCUAUAUUUAUGAUAGUGAUUGCCUGGAUAGUGAGUCUCAUUCUGACUUUAACUGGAGCUCUCCCAGACGACCCAGGACACCCCCAAUACAAUGCACGUACGGACGCUUACGUGGGUGGGAUUCACACCGCAAAAUGGUUUUUCGUACCUUAUCCAGGUAAAUAUGGCCUUCCAACCGUCACUGUGGGUGGUGUAAUCGGCAUGAUUGCCGCCACUAUAGCUUCCACCAUAGAGUCUAUUGGGGACUACCACGCAUGCGCCAGUGUAUGUGAGGUGCCAUCCCCGCCCUCUCACGCCGUCAAUAGGGGUAUCCUUAUGGAGGGAAUCGGUAGUAUUAUAGCCGCGAGUGUCGGCAGUUUGAGGGUGUUCCAGACAGCAGGUAUAUUGAUGAUAGUUCUUGGAGUCAUUGGAAAGUUUGGUGCCACUCUGGCGGCCAUUCCCGACCCCAUCCAAGGCGCCAUUAUCACCCUGGGGUUAGCCAUGGUAAUCUCGGUGGGUCUGUCAAACCUGGAGUUCAUCGACAUGAGAUCCUCCCGUAAUAUGGCCAUCCUAGGAACAUCACUGAUGUGUGGCCUUCUGGUACCAUACUGGAUGAAGAAGAAUCCAACAGCGGUCAGAACGGGUACUUAUUGA